This is a messenger RNA of Bactrocera oleae (olive fruit fly), 2137 nucleotides long. RefSeq lists its product as uncharacterized. The record is from RefSeq and is a predicted model, not a curated record. NCBI's taxonomy places the organism in Eukaryota, Metazoa, Arthropoda, Insecta, Diptera, Tephritidae.
AAGGUAUGCAGAGGGACUUAGGGGGUUACAUGGGUUUCACGGCUUCAAAAAAUCGAUUUUUUUAUUGUCUUUUUUCACUCUAUAACGUCUCUAGAAUAUUAGCCUAAUUGCUCUAGUUGAUCCGAGUAAUAGUUUUGGUGAUACAGAUUAAAAGCGUUUUUCUGAAAUCUGUGCUUUCAAAAUCGGCUGUCAAGAUUUCUUCCGAACCAAUCAACCAAUUUUUAUAAAAUGUUACGCAAAACUUCGAGAUAUAAUUUACAAGGUCUUGAACGAAGCAUUUUUUUUCUUUUUGUUCAGUUACAACACACACUCUCGAAAUAUUUUUAUAUAUAAAUCUUUGGAAUAAUAAAACAUUUGAACAAAAUUUUUUAUUUUUUAUUUGAAAAAAAAAACUAUUGAAAAUAUGCCUUUUUUUGAUCGAGGAAACCCAGUAACCUCUUAAAUCGAAGUGUCAUGCGUACAAACUCUGCUCUUCUCUCUUUCAUUUCUUUCGUAUACUUUAUAAAGAGGUGUGGAAUUCGCGCGCUCAAAUUCAUUUUUCCGGUCUUACAAGUAUAAUUUGAAAUUUCAUAAGCUCUCAUAAUUUUUCAUAAGUUAUAGAUACAGGGCUAGAAUACCAGAUUUAUAAGCUCUAUAAAUUUUAUAUUUUUCGUAUGUUAUAAAUAGAGAAUUGGAAGUAAAGUGGCGAGCUUUUUAGAAUAGUUGCUCAAUUUUUCUAAGGUAUAGAUCAAAAGUCAUAUCACCGGUAGUUGGCGCUAAGCUCAUAAAGUUUAUAAAGCUCAUAUUUAUAGCACAAUUUGCUUCAAACUUGAAAAGUAAAAAAUAUAUAUAAAGGAAUUUGUUUCGAAAGAGGAACUAAAGACAAAUUUCUUGAAUACUCAUAGUUAGAAAUUUUUCGCGACAGAAAAUAGCGAUUUCUGCAAUAAAAUGAAUACAAGUCGCCUGUUUGAUUUGAGUUUAUGUAUUCUAGUCAAUUCUCAUAAAAAAAAAAUAAACAAAACCAAUGUAAAUGUAGAGAUGACCUUACAGCGAAAUUUAUUACACGAUUAUGACACAACGCUAAAAAUUUUCCAUUAAACCACUAAUUCGACUGUGGCAUCACGCCAUUCAUUGCAUGCGAUUUUCUUGUCGCUUCCUUAUCUAUUGAGAUUUGAUUCGUUCGAUUAGAGUGGAGUAUGUAAAUUGCGAUGCGUUGCAUGCAACUGACGAGGACGCUCGUUAAUAUCAUACGGCACUAUAAAUUGUGCAACAAAGCGCACGACUGGUUGCAUUCAACAAAUCACAUUGUAAACACGCUUAACGCCAACGCGGUGAACACAAAAUCGCAAUUUCUUCAACGCCAAGACAAUAAUUCGCAUACGUACCAAGAUUCUUCUUAAAAGCGCAAAACUGUGAAGUUUUUAUUGUCGCAACAAUGAAAGCAUUCGCGAAUUUGUGCAUUGCCAUCGCAGUGAUUUCGAUUAUUGCUUGCCUCGAUGGCGCUGAAGGAUAUACCAGGCGCGGCGGUGCGCGCGGCUUCCGGCAGGACGAUGUGCCGCAAGAGUUCAACUCAAGGGCACGUCGCGCCGCAGCGGACGAAGCUCCAGAAGAUGCGCCGCAAGCACUCAGGCAGAGGUUCCGUCGCGCUGCUGAAAAAUCUCGGGAUGACGUACCUGGAGAGGCGCCGCAGGAGCUCAACGCAAGGGCACGUCGCGCCGCAGACGAAGUACCCGAAGAUGCGCCACAAGGACUAAACGAGAGAUUCCGUCGCGAUGCUGUAAAAACUGUGGAUGAUGCACCUGGCGAAGUGCCACAAGAGCUGGACCAGCAUGAUAGGUUCCGUCGGUCCCCAAAAACAAUGCCUGAUGAAGUACCAAAAGAUGCACCGCAAGAACUGUAUCACCUAAGCGACCGACAACGUCGCUCACCACAAAUGCCGCCAAUGCCUCCAAUGCCACCACAAAUGCCUAGCCCGGAUGGCAUACCAAUGCCACCACCACCACCGAUGCAAUCUUAAAGGCGUUAUUCGAGGGUAUACAGAUAUCUUUUGACAACAAAUUUGCUAAUACACGAAAAUUUUACGAGAGACAGAGAGCAGCCGAAUGAUUUAAAAACUUUGUAUAAUAUUAAUAAAAAAUUGUUACUUGCAUUGCUUUAA